CUGUUUUUCAACAAUUUAAGUGAUGGGGUAGCUGCUGCUGUGCUGGAUACAUAGUCUAGAUAAUCAAUUCAAGAUAAGAAACCAUGACAGUGGAAACUGAUUCAAAUGUUAAUCACUCAAACCUUGAAAUGGAGCCUACCCAGUCUUUGGAAGAUGGAGCAAUCCAACAAGUACCAGGCAAAAAGAAAAAGUCCUGUUGCACUGGCUUGAAGGUAUUUCUCGUUGCUUUGUCAUUCAGCUACUUGUGCAAAACAUUAUCUGGAACAGUUAUGAAAAGUUCCAUCACUCAGAUAGAAAGAAGAUUUGAUAUUCCCUCCUCUAUAGCUGGCUUAAUUGAUGGAAGUUUUGAGAUGGGUAAUUUGCUGGUGCUGGCAUUUGUAAGUUAUUUUGGAGCCAAAUUUCAUAGACCAAAAAUCAUUGCUUUGGGGUGUUGUAUUAUGUCAGCUGGAAGUAUUUUAACAGCAAUGCCUCAUUUCUUCAUGGGAUAUUAUAAGUAUGAAACAGCAUCGCAUGCAGUGUUGUCUGUCAACUCAACUUCAAGUCUCUCUCCCUGCUCAGUGGAUCAAAAUGUAACUGGUAUCAGUGAAACCUUAUCAGAACUUUCAGAUUCAGAUUGUGUAAAGGCAGCAGCAUCAUAUAUGUGGAUAUAUGUCCUAUUGGGCAACUUGUUACGUGGAGUUGGGGAAUCGCCAAUAACACCGCUAGGAAUUUCUUACCUUGAUGAUUUUGCUACAGAAGAAGAUGCUCCUUUAUACAUAGCAUGUUUGCACACAAUAGCAAUGAUCGGGCCAAUAAUUGGCUACCUGUUGGGAUCACUGUGUGCCAGCUUGUAUGUGGAUAUUGGAUUUGUGGAUCUAGGUAGCAUAACCAUAACUCCAAAAGACUCACGGUGGGUAGGUGCUUGGUGGCUUGGUUUUAUUGUAGCUGGAAUAACUAAUCUCAUUGCUGCCAUACCAUUCUGUUUCCUGCCAAAGAGUCUCAAAAAGCAGGAGGAAGAGAAUAAUGACAAAAUUUCAUCUGAUCUUUCCAAAAUUAAAGGACACCAGAGCAGGCAUCACAAAUCUGAAAAUCAUCAGCCAGUGAAGUGGUCAGUAACUUCAGAAGGUUUCUUUAGCUCUCUGAAAAGAGUAUUGAGUAAUAGAAUUUAUGUAACAUUUUUGUGUUGUUCACUGUUACAAUUCAGUGGCUUUGUUGGUUUCUUGACUUACAAACCAAAAUACAUGGAACAACAGUAUGGUCAGUCCACAUCUAAGUCUAACUUUUUAACAGGAGUAACUGCUUUACCUGCUGUAAGCGUUGGGAUUUUUUUAGGAGGGCUCAUAAUGAAGAAAUACAAAAUGGGCAUGAUUGGAGCUACAAAAUUUGGAUUUGGAAUGUCACUGAUGGCUUUUCUCAUAACCGUCUCAUACUUUUUUGUGGGCUGUGAGAACCAUGUAGUGGCAGGACUGACAGUAUCUUAUGAUGGCAAGCCAGUUGCACGUCAUGAAACCACCUUAUUUUCUGUCUGCAACUCUGACUGCAAAUGUGCCACAAACCAGUGGGAUCCUGUCUGUGGAGACAAUGGAAUCACGUACAUGUCAGCUUGUCUUGCUGGAUGCAAGGCUUCGACAGGACACGGGAAGAACAAAGUGUAUCAUAACUGCAGCUGCAUGGAAAUUACAGAUUCACAAUCAGGAAAUACCUCUGUAAUUUUGGGACAAUGUCCAAAAAGUGAUGACUGCUCAAGAAAGUUUAUUUAUUAUACAGUAUUACAAGUUAUAAGUGCCUUUUUCUAUGCUUUAGGAGGCACCCCUUUAUACAUGGUUAUGUUUAGGUGUGUUCACCCAGAGCUGAAAUCUCUUGCAGUUGGUCUGUACACACUCAUUAUGAGAGCUCUAGCCGGAAUUCCAGCCCCCAUUUAUUUUGGUGCAUUAAUAGACAGGACAUGCUUGAAAUGGGGAAGCGGAAGCUGUGGGCACCGAGGAGCUUGUAGGAUAUAUGAUUCUGGUGCAUACAGGUAUACCUACUUUGGCCUAGUAGCAAGCUUCAGACUACCAUCCUACUUCUUAGCUUUCCUGUUUUAUACAAUGGUGAAGAAACAGUACCAAGCAAGGGACCCCAAAUCCACAGAUAAUGGAGGGCAAGAAAGUGUUCCUAUGAACAAAGAAGCUAACUCAAAGAGCAAUGAAUAUUUAUCAAGUUCUUCUGAUGUGGAAAGAGAAUCACGUAUUUAGAAAAUCCACUUACAUCCAUGAAUCAUGUUGAAUGAAUCAGGACAGCAUCUUUUAAAAUCAACUUGCAGAAUGUCCUGAACAAAACAAUAACACUGCUCAGAAUGAAAAACCAGAAUGAACACAUAGUCAAUGACAAGGGCAACUAGGUGCACAUAUGAUUUAUAUUUAACUACCUUAUCAAUGACACACACAACCAAUCCCGUUAAUUAACUAAUGAAGGAAAAUCCUGUUUGGCAUGGUUAAUUGCAACUGUUUAUAAUUUUUAAAUGGCUUGAAUGUGGUUUCUGGCACAGUAACUGCAUUCCAAAUACUACACUGGAAGGCCCAAGUCCUGCCCACAGAUCCACCUGUACUCAGUCCCAUUGAAGUCAAAAGGACUUUGCAUAGUUGUAAGGCUCUGCACACUACAGUAAGAAGCUAGUGUAGUUUUCUGAACUCUGGCCAGUGAAUAUUUAGGUGGAAGGCCCAAACCCUCUUUUUCCUCUGUGUCCUCAGGGACAUUCAACUUGAAAAUCAUUUUUCCAACUGAAAAUGUUGUGCCUACUGACGUUGUAAGUAGAGCUGGUCAUAAAAUGGAAUUUCUGUUCCAGCAGAAACUCCAGCAUUUCAAGUUUUGCUUUCAUCCUGAAUUGGAACAAAAAGUUGAUAUUUCAAGAUUUUUACUGUGAAAUGAAAAAUUCAAAAUAUUUUGUUUAGGAAACAUCAAAACAACCUUAUCGAAACAUUUUGUUUUGACAUAAUUUUAACUUUUAUGUCAUAUUACAUUAUAAUUCAUAAUAUAAAUGUCAUAAGAUUUUUACUUUUAUAUAUUAUAUUGUUUUUAUAAAUGAUAAUAUGAUAUAAACUUGAAACAAUAAGGUCAAAAUGUUUUACUGAAACAAAAAAUGUUCACUUUAUGAAAAUGAAAUAUUUCCACCUUAUCAAAACAAAUCAUUUCAUUAAUUUCCUGUUGAAAAUGUUGAUGAAAUCAAUAUGUUCCUACAAAAUGUUUCAAUUUCAUUGAAUCAGCAUUUUCCAAACUGUUCUAUUGGAAAAUUUUCAACUGGCUCUAGUAAGAAGCACCUAAGUUUGCUGUAAAUGAAAUAACUGAAAAAAUCAAUUAUUUUUCUUUACUUUGUAGAUUUUGACAGUACUCUGUGUAUACUCAGUUUCACUAUUCCUCUGCCUAAAAGGACCUCUCUAGACAUCCACAGGAAAGCAGCAAAACUUGAAUAAUUUAUUUUUAAAGAAUGCAAAAAAAAACCCUCCACAACAAACCAGGAUCUACGAUUUAAAGAUUUCACUUUCAAAACUAGCAGUUAAAAAAAAAAAAGGGCGUUUUUCAAAAGCACCUCUGAGAAA
Messenger RNA from Chrysemys picta bellii (western painted turtle), 3554 nucleotides. It is a transcript of the gene SLCO1B3, whose product is annotated as solute carrier organic anion transporter family member 1B3. Lineage: Eukaryota; Metazoa; Chordata; Testudines; Emydidae. Gene Ontology annotation, cellular component: plasma membrane. The record is from RefSeq and is a predicted model, not a curated record. Gene Ontology annotation, molecular function: bile acid transmembrane transporter activity; protein binding. Gene Ontology annotation, biological process: sodium-independent organic anion transport; bile acid and bile salt transport; transmembrane transport.